AUGGCAACAUGGUCUCGCCAUCUUCAUGACGUUUUCUAUCUCUAUGGAUUGUCGCUCAAUGACUCAUUAACACAGGAUCCCAUCGGAGGACAAUCGAACGCCUUUUUUAUUUCUGAGUCGAUGAAACGAAGCUUUGUAGGAUUGACCGGAUUAGUCACCAUAAGUCAGAAUGGAACACGUAUUCCAUUGUUCUCAGUGUACGUCCUGGAUACGAACUUCAAUCAAGUGACUGCUAUAAAUUUUACAGUAAUUGACGGGCAAACGACAAUGUCAAAAGGUUACACAAACGAGGCGACUACGCUGUGGGCAACUCGAGGCGGCCAACGACCUCUCGUUCGCCCAAAAUGUGGCUAUACUGGGACUGAGUGUCCAAAACCAUUCUGGGAGCUCUAUGGCUUAUACAUCAUUGUUGCAUCUGGUUUGCUUCUGAUUCUGCUGACUGCUGCUGUAAUCUUCAUCAUAUAUGUGAUAAGCGUGAACUGCAAGCAACAAAGCAAGCGCUCUCUUCAAUCUGGACCGUCGAUUAUGACGGGAGACUCGAAGCUGACAGAAUCUAAUUUUGGCGACUUCGAGCUCCAUUUCCUAGAAAACGAUCCUGUUCUUACCACGAAAUAUCCUGCGACUGGAUUGACCGAGGAAGACAGAUCCAGAUUCCCACAGGAACUCAUCUCGAAAGGUUCGCUAUGGUUUGAUCCGUUCUUCAUGUUGUGUAUAAUGAGAGAUAUCGCUGAGGGUCUCCGAUAUCUGCACGGCUCAUUCAUCGAAUCGCAUGGUCGUCUCCGUUCAGAGUGUUGUUUGGUGACUGACAGCUGGCAGGUGAAAAUUUCCGAUUACGGUAUCGGAUCAUUGCGAGAAGAUGAGCGCCUCAAGAAAAAA
Molecule: messenger RNA, 876 nt
Organism: Ostertagia ostertagi
Lineage: Eukaryota; Metazoa; Nematoda; Chromadorea; Rhabditida; Trichostrongylidae
Source: the annotation of a GenBank genome assembly